Molecule: messenger RNA, 2604 nt
Organism: Macadamia integrifolia
Lineage: Eukaryota; Viridiplantae; Streptophyta; Magnoliopsida; Proteales; Proteaceae
Product: two-component response regulator-like APRR2
Exons: 12
Coding region: 497-2176 (559 amino acids)
Biological process (GO): phosphorelay signal transduction system; positive regulation of DNA-templated transcription
Cellular component (GO): nucleus
Molecular function (GO): DNA-binding transcription factor activity; transcription cis-regulatory region binding
Source: RefSeq, a predicted model, not a curated record
CGUGUACAAAGAGAUUUUUUUUUCUCUCCCCUUAUUAUUGCUGGCAUUUUACUCUUUCAAAGUCAAUCAACACUGGUUUUUUCAAGUUGGGGUUUUAGCAUUUGAUUUCAACUUUCUGCUUAACUUCCAUUCAUGAGCUCUGGAGGACUUUUCUUUGGCUGCUGUUUGAGUUUCCCACCGAGUUUAUAAUAUUUGGGAUUUUCAUUUUUUGUCUGUUUCUUGUGUUUUCGUCUCGAGACUUUAAAUGAAUUUCCUCCAAAUUAUUUAUUUGUAGAAUCUCCUUUUGCCUAUAGGACUUUUGGGCUUCUGGUUCUACUUCUUUUCUUAAAUGGGUUCUUCAUAUGGAUCCUGAAGAACAGUGAAAGACAUGAACUGUCCACUUAGCAUCACAAUCUCGAGGAAUUAUGUGAUCUCGGUCUUGCAGUAUUAGAACAGUAUGUUGGCAAGUAAUGAUCUCCCACACUCCUAGAUGGCCUGAAGGAAUGCGAAGUCAACUAUGGUUUGCACUGCAGAUGAUCAACUGGGCUGGAAGGAUUUUCCUAAAGGCCUCAGGGUUCUUCUCCUUGACGACGACAGUGACUCGGCUGCUGAGAUAAAAUCCAGACUUCAGAAAAUGGACUACAUUGUUUUCACAUUCUGCAAUGAGAAUGAAGCAUUGAAAGCAAUUUCAAACAAAACCGAGUGCUUCCAUGUUGCCAUAGUGGAGGUCAGCACAGGCGAUAACCAUGGGAGUUUCAGGUUUCUCGAGAGUGCCAGGGACCUACCCACCAUCAUGACGUCAAAUAUCCAUUGCUUAAGCACUAUGAUGAAGUGCAUUGCACAUGGUGCAGCAGAGUUCCUUCAGAAGCCAUUAUCUGAAGACAAAUUGAAGAACAUUUGGCAGCAUGUUGUUCAUAAGGCCUUGAAUGCAGGGGGAACAUGCGUUUCCAAAUCACUGAAGCCCAUCAAAGAUAACAUAGUUUCCAGGCUUCAGCUCCAAGUGGAAACCAUGAACUCAGAGAGUGAAAAUCUGUUGCAAAUGGAAAGCGAAGGCCAGGACCUCAAGCAUAACCAUGACCACUCAGCAGCUAGUGAUAGGUUUCCAGCACCUUCAACCCCACAAUUGAAACAGGGGGGAAGAUCUGUAGACGAUGGUGACCAUCAAGACCAGGCUAACUGCGCAAUGGAGAAAGAGUCUGGGGAUCAAGAAGCAGAAUCGAAAUCUGUCGACAUUACUUACAGAAAUCCAGCUGAGGAAACUACUAUUAAAGUUGAUUUAGAACCAGGCGCCAGAGGUGCUGGGAUCAAAGAGGAGGAUUACUCACCUGAUGGUUCUAAGACUGGAACCACUAUAUCUUCUCAUCAGAAUGACAAAGACAAGAUAGCGGAUUCUGGAAUUGAGGAAAAGACAUCAAACCUUCCUUCUUUUUGUGGGACCAGAGUAAACAAGAGAAAGAUAAAGGUCGACUGGACUCCUGAACUGCACAAACGGUUUGUGCAAGCAGUUGAGCAACUGGGGGUCGACCAAGCCAUCCCUUCUCGAAUUCUAGAGUUAAUGAAGGUGGAUGGUUUGACAAGACACAAUGUGGCAAGUCACCUCCAGAAGUAUCGAAUGCAUCGAAGACUCAUCAUGCCAAAGGAAGAUGAUCGGAUAUGGCAUCAUCCAAGGGACACUAUGCAGAGGCUUUAUGCACAAAACCCUGUCAUGGCCUACCCUCCAUACCAUGCUAAUCAUGGUGUCUCAACCAACCAGAUAUACCCUGUAUGGGGCCAUCCUAGUACCCACCAUCCUUCUGGCAUCCAAAGAUGGGGUCAUUCGGGUUUCCCCUCAUGGCAGCCUUCAGAAGUCUGGCCUUGGAAGAGUUAUGCAGGGAUGCAUGAUGAUGCGUGGGGUUGCCCUGUGAUGCCCACACCACUAGUUCCAUCCUCCCCCUUUCCUCAAGUACACAUUUACCCAGGUUGUCAUGGUUCAGACACAGUUCAAGAGCCAGGCAGCUUGCAGAAACUCCAACUUGAGCUUAAUCUGGGAGAGGAGGAGAUGAUAGACAGGGUGGUGAAGGAGGCAAUAAACAAGCCGUGGCUGCCUCUGCCAUUGGGACUAAAGUCUCCUUCCACUGAAAGCGUUCUCUCUGAACUCCACAGGCAAGGCAUCUCCACCAUCCCUCCUCACACCUCCACCAACAUCAACUCCUGCUGACGUGUCUCUGGGUCUCAUUUUCUUUUUCAAAAUAAGAAAAGGAAACGAGGAAGGAUGAGAAGGGUCUUAAUCUUAUCCAAUAUGAUGAUGGGGGCCGUAAUCACAAUUGACAAGACUGAGCAAGCUGAGGAAGAGCCACGUGUAGUUUUUUAAUUGGUGGCUGUAAAUAGUGGUCCAGCUGGGACAUUUGUCUCUACACUUAUUAGCUACUAAAGUCUACCCUACAACCCAACAAAGUCUUUUCCAUUUUUUCUUUUGUUAAGGGGACAUCAUCCCCGUUCCGAAGGGACAUCAGAGGCACAAGAUUAAAAAGAGAGUGUGAGUGAGCAUUGUAGCAGAAGAGAGAGGAAUAUGUUUUGGGGGUUGGGUGGGGCCUAGUUGUGCUAUCUGGAUUCUAGAGACUGAAUUAAAUAUAUGUGCUUUGCUGA